This is a messenger RNA of Phalacrocorax carbo (great cormorant), 3878 nucleotides long. The record is from RefSeq and is a predicted model, not a curated record. Lineage: Eukaryota; Metazoa; Chordata; Aves; Suliformes; Phalacrocoracidae.
AUGCCGCGCGGGUUCCUCGUCAAGCGCAGCCGGCGCCCCGGCGGCUCCUACCGGGCGCGCCCGCGGGAGCGGGACCCGGAGCGGGACUCGCCGCCCCCGCCGCCGCCUCCGCCCGCCGCCGGGGGCAGCCCCGCCGCCAGGCAGGGGGCGGAGGAGGAGGAGGAGGGCGAGGAGGAGGAGGGCGCCGCCGCCGCCGCCUGCCCCACGACGUGGCCCCCCGGCGGCGGCUGCGGGGGCCCCGGGCUCGCCCCGCCGGAGGGCCCGGCCGCCUGGGGGGCGGCGGGGCCCUGCAGCGCUGCGGGGCCGCGGGCGGCUCUCUUCGAACGGUGCCUCAGCUCCCCCGCCUCCGCCGAGUCCUUCCCCCUGGCCGCCUCCUUCCCGCCCGCCGAAAAGCUGCUGCUGCAGCCCCGCACGCCGCUGCCCGCCCCGCCGCCGCCGCCGCCGCCGGUGCCCGCGCUGAAGCGGCCGUCGCGGGCCAAGGCGCCGGCCAAGAAGGUCAAGGCCACACGGAAGCUGAGCUUCGCCGACGAGGUGACCACCUCGCCCGUGCUGGGGCUGCGCAUCAAGGAGGAGGGGCCCGAGGGCCGGCCGGGGCCGCUGGCGGGGCGCACGCCGCUGGGCGAGUUUAUCUGCCAGCUGUGCAAGGAGCAGUACGCGGACCCGCUGGCGCUGGCCCAGCACCGCUGCUCCCGCAUCGUGCGCGUCGAGUACCGCUGCCCCGAGUGCCACAAGAUCUUCAGCUGCCCCGCCAACCUGGCCUCGCACCGCCGCUGGCACAAGCCGCGGCCCGGCCCCAGCGCCGACGGCGCCGCCGCCGCCGCCCCGCCGGGCAAGGAGAACAGCCCCGAGCGGCGGCCCCGCGGCCCCGCCGCGCCUCCGCCCCAGCCCCAGCCGCCGCCGCCGCCGCCGCCCCGUCAGCACCGCGGCGGCGCGGACAGCGCCGGCGGCGCCCCGGCCCCCCACGGCGCCGGCCCCGCUCCCGCUCCGGGCCCCGGCGGGGAGGCGUUCGCCUGCCCCUGCUGCCAGAAGCGGUUCCGGCGGCAGGCCUACCUCCGCAAGCACCUGGGCACCCACGGGGCGGCGCGGCCCGCCGCCUACGGCCCGCCGGAGCGCGGGCAGCUCGCCUUCGCCUGCCACCUCUGCGGCGCCCGCUUCCCCUCGGCGGACAUCAGGGACAAGCACCGGCUGUGGCACGCCGUGCGGGAGGAGCUGCUGCUGCCGCCGCCGCCGCCGCCGCCGGCCGGGCCCCCCGAGGGCGGCGCGGCGGGCGGCGAGCGGCAGGGCUUCCCCUGCAAGCACUGCCCCGCCACCUUCUUCAGCGCGCCCGGGCUGGCGCGGCACGCCAGCAAGUGCCACCCGCCGGAGAGCAGGCAGGUCCUGCUGCUCCAGGUGCCCGUCCGGCCGGGCUGCUAGGCCCGCCGCCGCCCCGCGAUGGGACCGCUCCGGAGCCCGGGCCAGCCGAGCGAGUCCCGUCCACCCUGUAAUUCCUAUGGAAAGCCGCGGUACUCACGGCUACGAAGGCGAGGAGCCGCCCGCGGACCCCCGCCGCCCCCGGGCGGUGGGCAGCGGAGCUCGCCCCCCGUGCCAGCCCGGCAGCAGGCUUAGCCGGCGGUCGGGGCCGGGGCCGGGGCCGGUAGCGCCGCCGUCCCCGCGGGUCCGGCCGGCAGCGCCCGUGCCCAGCCCCGCCGGGGAGGGGAGGGGGGCGGCGGGCGCCCGUCGGGGGCCGGGGAGGCGGGUGCCGGCCCGCUGGAAGUACUCCUUCCGCAGCGCCGCUCGGGCCCGGGAGGGAAGUACAGCUGUAUAUACGGUAUCUAAAGAGAGGAAUUAUUUUUCGUGAGAAAAGGCGCCCGAUCCAGUGACCUUGUUUUAAUAGCCUUAGCCCCCGAGCUUCAACACUUAAAUUAUUGUGAGGUGUUUUGUUUGCUGUAUGCUGUGCUACGAUAGUCGAGAAGGUAAAUGUUCAUAUUAAGUCAAUGUCAAGUCAUAUAAUAGCUAGCAAAACGUAUGGAGAAUUAAUCGUGCUGUCUGCUUAAUUAAAAUACGAGGUGUUGAUCUUCCUAUAGCUAAGUACGCAUCUCCAGCUUACUCUGUGUUUCUGUACUCUAGCGACUGACCGUGCGGUAGGCAAAAACACGCGUCUCCGGCAGCUGCCCGUUCCAAAACCUGCUCUGUUAGUGGCUUGUUAACGCGGCACGAACAAUAGCAAGAAGCACGGCUGGGUCGCGGGCAGGCAGAGGGUCCCCGUCCCCACCUGGCCUCUUCGGGUGGCCUCCGACCCCUCUCCCCCGUGAGCCGCCCUGUUGAUGUGAGCUCCUCCGAGUCUUGUGAACAGCUGAAAUUAGAACAUGAAAUGGUCUUUUGAUAUGUUGCUGAAGCGCAGGUGACAGGCUACCUUCCUUCUCCCUAAUGAGACCUACUUUAGCAAAGCAACCCUGGCUUUAACGGUGGUCUGGCCAAAUGCUCUGAAAUACUGACAAAUUUACCAGCUGCUGAUAUUUCAGCAGGCAUGUAUUUAUUUAUGUAUUUAUUUAUGUAUUUAUUUAAUUUUUCCACACAUCGGUGCUUGUUUCUAAAUGUGGUAGCAGAUGAGGCCAAAAAUAAGGCAAGCAAAUUCAAUAAAGGAUUUAGAACAAAGCCCAUGCCUUUCUUGACUUCAGCAGGGCAGAGUGGGUCAGCUGGUGAUUCUGAAGAACCAAAUUGAUCCCAGCCAUGUUCUUUGUUCUAAUGCUCUGAGACGAGCAUGCAAAAUAUUUCAAUCUUUUGAUUAGCAUCCCCUAAAGCAAUUAUUUCUGUAGUUUUGUAUUUUCUUACACACAACGAAAGGUGCACGUGUAUCGUGCCUGAAGGCUGAAAGCAAGCGAUAAGUGCUUCAUUUCAAAUGUGCUUCAUGGACUUUCUCGUUUUAGUUCCAGGACCUGGACAAAUGAAUUGACAGCAUGUAACCUAACGCAGCCAAGGUUUGCUCGCUGAUGAAGGAGGCUAAACUCACAGCUCGCUCUCCUCGUAUGCCAGAAAUAAAGCAUGUUGUUUUAAGCUGUGCAUUUUUUCCAUCAUUUGUUGGUAACGGAGACUUAGGUAAAAAUGCCCCUUUAUGCAAUUAAAUGAGCUCUCCCCUGGAGAAGGUGACUGUUUUCUUAAAUCAUCGCUCUCCUUCCUCCACUUGUACAGUCAAAGACGAAGGGCUCCAGACGGCAGAUUAUUAACUGCUCCUGCAAUUAGCGCUGGACAACCAGCCUGCAGGAGGCAACGUCCUGCACUUUGCCUUACCUGCGGAGCUACGUGUGUUGCGUUUACUAGAUCUGGGGAAAAGUUUGCAGUACAGCGUUCUUGCGAUGGGUUGGGAAAGGGCUCCUAAGAACUCGUGUGUACUUUUUAAUACAAAUGAAAACCGAGCUGCGCAUCGCACUUAACUGCUCCAUGUGUAAUAUGCUAUCCGUCUACAAGUUGGAGUAAGAAUCUAAUCACUGAGGUGAAUGACUAAUACAAAAGGUGGUAAGAAUAAUUUUAUUGUAUUAUUAAAUAGCAUGUCUUCUCUUCAACCAUUACAAAUUUGUAGAUACUACAUGAAAGACAAUACGCAAUUUAUCUUUUUAUUGUUGCCCAUAUGAUAUAUUUACACAUGCAGUUAGUACCGAUGUCAUGCUACAUUUUGUUAACAGCAUUUUGUUUUUCGCCAAACUCAAAAUGUCAGCAUUUCAUCUUCUGUAGGAAAAUACCUCUGGGUGGGUGGAACAUGUGUACUAACCUGCACUCGUGGGGUUGGAAUAGUCAGCAUUUCAGGCCAGGUUCCUGGAGCAUGUUCCCUUUUCUUCUAUAGCACACAUCAUCAGAGCAAUGAAUUUCUAUCAGGAAAGUGCCUCUCUUUUUUUUUUUUUUUU